UCUAAUCCUUUUACCUUAUAGUUUCUGAUCAGUAAUGUGACAGGUUGGUUAGAAUAUAAUCCUUUUACCUUAUAGUUUCUGAUCAGUAAUGUAACAGGUUGGUUAGAAUCGAAUCCUAGAUCUGAUCUUAGUCCUGACUCGUGCACGGGGAAGAACAGGUGUGUUACUGUCAUACAGCCUCCAUUUUGACUGAGACACAGAGGAGACAUGCAGACAGCAGACUGACACAACACACAACUACCAUCAGUACACACAAACCUCUUCUCGCUUCCUCCUCCUCCUCCUCCUCUCCUCCCUGUCUGCUAUGGGGGGCUCCUCCUCUAAGAAGAGUGUGUUUGGGGGAAGAAAGAAGAAACGGGUCUCAGUGUUGACCUGGAGUGAACUGAAGGGGGAGCUAUCCAGUAAGAAACAGAAGACAAGCAUCAAUCUUCCUACUCUGGACAAACUGUCAGUGGAGAACCUGAAGAGGGAGGUCCUUACUCCCAAGAAGAGGUUUUCAUUGGCCGGGAAGAGGAAGGAGUCGCUGUCAAUCAAGAGGCUGUCAUUGGGUAACUCUAGGAAGGAGUCUGUGUCACUGAAGAGUCUCUCUAUGGGGAAGAGGAAGAAAGAGUUGAAGAAAGGAGAACUGAAGAUAUUCUCUCUGGAUAACAUCAAGAAGGAAUCACCACCACCACCACCCAAAACUAUAUUCUCUCUGGUUAACAUCAAGAAGGAACCACCACCAUCCAAAAAUAUAUUAUCUUUGGUUAACAUCAAGAAGGAACCACCACCAGCACCACCCAAAAAGAAAUUCUCUCUGGUUAACAUCAAGAAGGAACCACCACCAGCACCACCCAAAAAUAUAUUAUCUUUGGUUAACAUCAAGAAGGAACCACCACCAGCACCACCCAAAAAGAAAUUAUCUCUGGUUAACAUCAAGAAGGAACCACCACCAGCACCACCCAAAAAUACAUUCUCUCUGGUUAACAUCAAGAAGAAAUCGCCUCCCAAAGAGAGAUUAUCCCUUGCAAAUGUUAACCCCUUACUUUAAACCUGACCUAUGCCCUGGACAGAGACAGACAGACGGACGGACAGACAGACAGGCAGUCAGACAGACAGACAAGUAGACAGACAGAGUCAGAUGGCCAGGGAGUCAGAGAGAGAGACAGAUGGACAGACAGUCAGAAGUGUUGUAGGUUCUCUUUAAUAAAAGCUGUUUCAACCAUUUCUGAACAUUAAACUAAUUGUCAGGUCACAGAAACAACCAGAACACAGUCUCCAAUACAGACCGCUCUCUGGUAAAUAUUAUAUUCAUUCAUCCUCUAUACAGCUAAACCACUGGCUCUGCCACCAGCUUGAAAUAACACUUAUUCAUGUUACCAUACUAGAACUUACUGAUGACUUUACAUGUAUAAAAUAAUGUAUAUGUUAGGGGUCAAGGAAGGGUAAAAAUGAACUUGGUGGUGUGGAAAAUCCCUGAGUGAAAGUUACUGUGAGAGAAAAGGGGAACGGAGUAUAUGACCAGGUCUGUUGAGUAAGGGGAACAGAGUAUAUGACCAGGUCUGUUGAGUAAGGGGAACGGAGUAUAUGACCAGGUCUGUUGAGUAAGGGGAACAGAGUAUAUGACCAGGUCUGUUGAGUAAGGGGAACAGAGGGUCACUGAUAAACAUCAUGGAGAAGUCACUGGACAAAGAGGAACUCCUAGCAGACUGCUCAACCACGAAGACAACAAUGCAACAUUUAGGCAGUAUCGGGCAACAGAUAGCAGUUCUGAGAAGUUACACCCCUAAUCUCAUCUUGACAUAUAAAUGGCUGUCUGAUCAUGUGCAAAAUGUGAAUAAACUUGGUUUAAGCUUU
Molecule: messenger RNA, 1836 nt
Organism: Coregonus clupeaformis (lake whitefish)
Lineage: Eukaryota; Metazoa; Chordata; Actinopteri; Salmoniformes; Salmonidae
Product: formin-like protein 5
Exons: 2
Coding region: 305-1030 (241 amino acids)
Source: RefSeq, a predicted model, not a curated record